AUGAAUUAUAAUGUUCAAUCAGAGACAAUUCUAGUGAUACCAAAUGUGGGAAUACAAAAUUCUAUUAAAUAUGUUUUUGGCCAAGAAGACAUUUUUGUGCCAUGGUCAAGCGUUGAUGAUGUUAUUAUAAAUGAAGUCAUUAAAUUGAAUAGAGUUUUGUACUAUCUUACACUUCUUGUUAAAACUGGAACAACUCAAGCAAAUCAAGAGUCUGAAGGCAUUAAGUUGAUACCAUUAUUCAAGUAUACAAAGCCGCGGCUUGUGAUGCUUGAAACAAUUUACUCCGAGUUACAAACUUUGUUGAUGGCUGCGCAGCGGGAAGGGUUUGAAGUUGGUUCCGGGGACAAAAAAUAA
This is a messenger RNA of Parnassius apollo (apollo), 354 nucleotides long. Lineage: Eukaryota; Metazoa; Arthropoda; Insecta; Lepidoptera; Papilionidae. The record is from the annotation of a GenBank genome assembly.